Chroicocephalus ridibundus (black-headed gull) is the source of this 5211-nucleotide messenger RNA. RefSeq names its product HLF transcription factor, PAR bZIP family member (gene HLF). NCBI's taxonomy places the organism in Eukaryota, Metazoa, Chordata, Aves, Charadriiformes, Laridae. Gene Ontology annotation, biological process: regulation of transcription by RNA polymerase II. The record is from RefSeq and is a predicted model, not a curated record. The coding region runs from base 244 to 1125 and encodes 293 amino acids. Gene Ontology annotation, molecular function: DNA-binding transcription factor activity, RNA polymerase II-specific; RNA polymerase II cis-regulatory region sequence-specific DNA binding. Gene Ontology annotation, cellular component: nucleus. The transcript has 4 exons.
CCGGCAGCGCUUGCACAUGGGCGCGCGGCCGGGGCGCGCGGCGCAGAGCGGGCGGCGGGAGCGGCGGAGCUGCGCGGCCGAGCGGCCUCUCCCGCGCCCCUGCUCCGGCCUCCAGGUGCCCCUCGCCAGCGGGGCUCGGCUCCUGCGUCCGACUCACCGCGCUUCGUAGCGGCGCCGCCGCCGCCGCGAGAGGAAGGGGGAAGGAACCGCUUGCCGCGCAGCUGCCCCGAGGAAAAGCCCACCAUGUCGCGGCCGCUCCCGCUGAACCCCACCUUCCUACCUCCCACCUACGGGGUGUUGAAGUCCUUGCUGGAAAACCCGCUCAAGCUGCCGCUCGCUCACGAAGACGCAUUCGGUAAAGAAAAAGACAAAGAAAAGAAGUUAGACGAUGACAGCACCAGUACCACAGUCCCUCAGUCAGCUUUCUUGGGCCCAACAUUAUGGGACAAGACACUGCCAUACGAUGGAGACACUUUCCAGUUGGAAUACAUGGACCUGGAAGAAUUCCUCUCAGAAAAUGGCAUUCCACCCAGCCCAAACCAGCACGAGCAUAGCCCACACCAGUCAGGUCUCCAGCAAGCUACCUCAGCAUCACCUUCUGUCAUGGACCUCAGCAGCAGGGCUUCUACUUCAGUCCAUCCAGGCAUGGUGUCGCAGAACUGCAUGCAGAGCCCAGUCAGACCAGGUCAGAUCUUGCCAGCAAACCGAAACACACCAAGUCCCAUUGAUCCUGAGACUAUCCAAGUUCCUGUUGGCUACGAACCUGACCCUGCAGAUCUUGCUCUUUCCAGUAUUCCUGGCCAGGAGAUGUUUGACCCUCGUAAGCGCAAAUUCUCUGAAGAAGAGCUGAAACCACAGCCAAUGAUUAAGAAAGCUCGCAAAGUCUUCAUUCCAGAUGACCUGAAGCAGGAUGACAAAUACUGGGCAAGGCGUAGAAAGAACAACAUGGCUGCUAAGCGAUCGAGGGAUGCCCGCCGGCUGAAGGAGAACCAGAUCGCCAUCCGCGCCUCGUUUCUGGAGAAGGAGAACUCGGCUCUCCGCCAGGAGGUGGCCGACCUACGGAAAGAGCUAGGCAAAUGCAAGAACGUCCUUGCAAAGUACGAAGCUCGACACGGCCCCCUGUAAAUUCAAGGGGGGGGAGCGGGGUUUUUUUCUUUUUUCUUUUUCUUUUUUUUUUUUUUGUUGCGGGUUGGCAUUUGAAUAGAUGGACAAUGUGUUUCCUGUUUGAUAGCACCACACCCAAACCAACCUUUCUGUCUUCAGCACUUUACCAGAAGCAGAAACAAAACUGACUUACGUUAUUAUUUUCUUUUUUUUGGUUUGCGUAUGCGUGUACCUGCGUAUGUGUGCCCAUGUGUGUUCACGCGUCUGUCUACGUGUGUGUGCGCGUGCUUGUGUGUGUGCAUCUGCGCGUGUGUGUGUGCGUGCGCACGCAUCUCAGCACUUCCCAUUUUUAUGAAGCCCUCUCCAAAGGGUGCCACAUUUUUACCUGGACUGUUGAGAACCGCCAUAGUAAGCUUUUUAUUAUAUUUUUUUCAGUGCUGCUUCAGAGUAGGGUUUUUAUGUUAUUGUAACCAGUUCCAUCCUCCUGAUUUACUUGGAAAGAUCCCAGUAUAAAUUAUAAAAAAAGGAAAAAAAAAAAAAGAAAAAAGAAAAAAAAGUAGAUCUCAGUUUUUUUCGGGAGUAACAAGCUAUUGUUUAAGUAUGUCUAAUCAGAAAAGUUAACAUGCUAAUAAAGUGCACAAAUAAUAAUUUAGUACUACACUGCAGAAAUAUUAAUUUAUAGAUUGCUUUUGUUGUAUUUUAAGUUUUGGUGGUAAUUGUCUUCAGAUUUAAAGUGCUGUUAGACUGAGUUAGCUGUACUCAUUAUAGAUCCCAUAAUGGCUUCUCUAUAGCUAUUAAGGUUCCUUUUCUUUCCCCGGACCCCAGGUAGUAGCAGAACUGUCCAUAGAGCACAGAGUGUGUACUUUGCACUGUCUGUACCUGAAGCAAUAAUCCUGUUGUACGCUAGCGCAUGCUGCCCGGGUGUUCCUAGUGGACGUAGGAUGGUUUCCCUACCCAACAGGAGUUUUAAUGUCUUUAACAAAAAGUUAAAAAGUAAAAGACACGUUAACGUGAGCAUGCUAAUUGUAUCCCUGUCCAUAGGGAGCGCAUGUGUAAGAAGCAGGAUAAUUAGUUGAAACGAGAACAAAAUUAAUAGUAUCAAAUCAGAUCCGACGUCGAAAUCAGAGGGGCUUUUCUGUUUUCAGUUAGUUAUGCGUUCCUUCAAGUUCCAUUUUGUGAUUAAAAUUUAAAUAAAUACCUAAAUUCAGUUGUUUUUUCCUAUGUUCUGUAAUAUAUUUUCUGUGGAUUAUAUCUUGCUGUUUAAAAAAAAAAAAUCACUUUUAUUCAGUUAGAAGUCACUGGUUUGCAAAGCCCAUUUUUCCUAGUGAUUGUUGUUUUGAGUGUGACAUGAACUGAUGGUUCUGAACUUUAUCGUUUUAAACUCUAUUUUCUUUUGAAGACGUAUGUUCUAAUAUAAAGUGGACUUCUGAAAAAUGAAUGUAAGAGACACUGGUGUAUUUCAGAAGGGGAUGGUGUUGUCAUAUACUGUGGUUAAUCCAAUCAAUCUAAGUGUUUACUAUAGACCAAAAGAAUAGAUAUUAUAAAAUGUAUAAAGUUUAUACAGAAUAAUUAUAGUAUGUUCGUUUUGUACAGUAUUUUUCAAGUACAAAUACUGACAAUGUAUUUUGAAAGACAUAUAUAUAUCAAAAAGAAAAAGCUAUUCCAUGUUUAAAAUAUAUAGCAAAGAUAUAUAUUCUCCAUUAUUGUACAGAAAGGAAAUGCUUAGGGGUUUGUUGGUUGUUGUUGGGUUUUUUUUUUAAAAUCUUUAAUAUUUUAAGCCUACCACUGGCACACUGGCACGUUCUGUGCUUUAAAUUAAAUUUUUAUGGAAGUAAUAUGGCUUUCCAGGAUGUUCCAUAUUACUGAAAAAGAGAGACUUUAUUAUUUUCCAUUAGAAACACAUAAAGAAACUGUUUAAUAGGGACAAAGCACAACAUGGAUUGUAGUCAACUAUUGAUUGGACAAUUCAAUAUUUUGUAAAGGCAGAAAAAUAAUCCGUAACACAAAAAAUCUCAUAGUCAUUUCUAAUCUGCUGCUGCUGCUAGAAUCUGUUUCCAGCUGAAAUUUUUUGUUAUAAAUAGCUCUGUUGCUGUAUACAGUUGUACGUACUGCAUACGGUUAUUAACAUGUGAGGAAAAUAUGGUGCUACAUGUCUUGCUCACAGUUUUCUAAGUGUUUGGACAUUAUUUUCAAAUAAAAAGGUUUGUUCAUUCCAUUAAAUCAUUAUUCAUGCUUCAGGAGAUUGUUACAAAGGACUCAACAUUUUCUUCAGCAUUAAAAAUACCCUCACAUCAAUGGCAUUUUUCCAGUAUUUUUCCUCAAACAUACUCGACUUUUCAGCGUCCCUUAACGUGCAGUACCUGCCUGUGGACCAUUUAUUCAGCACGUUGAAUUGCUCCGUGCUGCAGCAAAGUUUAAAGAGUAGUAAGUUAUUUUCUAAAGGUCAGUAUAAGCCACUGGCUGCGUGGGUGGAGAAAUGAGACUGGCAGUGGCUGGCACGAGCCGUGGAUCUGCUAGAGCCGCUAGGAAAUAAACUUGAUUUUUUUCCCUUUGGAAGAAGGGCGACGGUGGCAGGGCUGAGCCGGCCCCUGCUGCGGAUACACUUUUAGCAGCAACAAAGCAAAUUGCAAGAGCUUCUAAUUGCCCUCACCGUGAUUGUUCUCGGGGUGAGGCUUGAGCAGCAGGACCGGGGUGCGCGAGAUCAGCUGGUACGAACCCCUCGUGGGUUGACCGCAAAACUUGCUUUAAAAUGUAAAAGGCAGCUUGGACUAAAAUCCCAGAUAAUUCUUUUGUUUCUUUAGGGCAGGGAAGGGGGGGGAGAUGGUAGUUUUUAUAGGCUGGCUGGCACAGAUUCAUCAAGUCAGGGCCACAGAGGAGCACAGAGCUUUCCAGCAGCCCAAAGCUGCCCAGGUGUCUCCUGGCCCCAUCCGGGCGGGCGGCUCGGGGGGGCUCGGCCCCGGCCAGCUCUUUUCUGGGGGUGAGGACUUUCAGAGGAGCCUGCGGGACCCGGGCACUCCCCGCUCACCCUGGGGGACGGGUACCCGGGCGCCUCUGAGCAGCUCCCCCUGGAAGAAAAGGGUGGGUGGGGGGAAGGCAAAAUUUGUGGGCUAAAACUUGGAAAAAACCCUCUAACCAGGUUGUCUCCCCAAAAUAACAAUAAAUGGAAGUUUAGCUCAUUUUCAGUUCCCCAGGACAGCUUAGUUGGGCUCAUCACACCUCCGAUGGCUUUGUUGCUCAUGAAGGAGCUUGUAGGUAUAUGAAAUUGUAAUUUUAUAAAAAUAGAAAUAUAUAUAUUUGCAGAAUAAUUAAUAGCGUGUCUAAAUAAUUCACUGACCUCUCUUAAACCAUAAGCAUUGGUAAAAUGCUUGUCGUCUUGUUUGUUUGUUUGUUUUUGCUGAAACUUAGACGUGAUUUUUUUUCUUUUUAAAAAAGAAUGCCCUCUAAAAAUAAAUCGAAUUUGAGACGUAUUUGUGAAUACGAGCACCUUGGGGCUCUCCGUGGGAAAGCCCGUGGCAGAGGCGGUGGUGGGGGUGUGUAUUUUUUUUUUUUUCUCUUUUGAAUGGUGCUAAAGCCACUAACCCAAGCACCAUGGAAAUACAGCUCUGACUUGAAUCCACAAAGGCAAGAAAUGGAAAAUGAAGGGGAGGCGCCUGACGGGGCACAUGCGGUUGUUCCGCGGAGCAGCCCAAAGCCGCUCUGUCCCGGCGGGGGGCGGGUGGGAUGCGUCCCGUAGUGCCGCAGGACCCCUAUAACCUUUGAAUGUCUUGCCUCUGUGGGUUUGUAAUAACCCCAGUUAUCGCUUUAAAACUAUUUUUGCAUGUAAUUUACACUAGAGAUGUGCAGUUUAUUUUUAUUUUGUUGACUUCUUUUUUAUGUGAAGAAAAAGAAAAGUGUAUUAAAAUUUACAAGUGAUCAACCAUUGUAUUUCUGGCAACACCACAAGACAGCAUCUGUUUAAAUACAAGUUUAACAAAUAAGAUCAAAUUAACUGUAUGACAUGAAAUGGAUUGCAUCCUGUAUGCUGUUCAGCCCAAAUCUUUUUUUUUUUUUUUUUUUGUUGUCUGUUAUUCUUAAUGUUUAAUAAACUUUUAAAUUUUUCUUCUCUCA